Molecule: messenger RNA, 2436 nt
Organism: Sporothrix brasiliensis 5110
Lineage: Eukaryota; Fungi; Ascomycota; Sordariomycetes; Ophiostomatales; Ophiostomataceae
Exons: 1
Coding region: 1-2436 (811 amino acids)
Biological process (GO): DNA damage response; protein dephosphorylation
Cellular component (GO): protein phosphatase 4 complex; nucleoplasm
Molecular function (GO): protein phosphatase activator activity
Source: RefSeq, a predicted model, not a curated record
AUGUCUGACGAAGCCGCCGUCGAUAUUCCCACGGCAAUCACCCUCCCGCCGGCUGAGCUGGCCAACCUCGAAAAUAUCGAGACCAACAUGCGCAUCAUGAGCACAACGGCAGGCGGCCGCGACGCCUUGUCCAGGUGCAUCAUCUCCGACGAAUACAUCCACAAGCUCAUCCCCCUCGUGGAAAUUGCCGAAGAGCUCGAGAGCCUCGCCGACCUCCACCACCUCUGCAACAUUGUGAAGAUCAUCCUGCUCAUGAACGACACGACGAUCAUCGAGUACGCCAUGUCCGACGGAUGCUACAUGGGCGUGGUCGGCGCCCUCGAGUACGACCCCGACUUCCCGAGCCACAAGGCGAACCACCGCGAAUGGCUGACCAAGGGCCGCUUCAAGGAGGUUGUGGCGAUUGGCAACGAGAAAAUCCAGCUCAAGAUUCACCAAACAUACCGUCUGCAGUACCUCAAGGACGUCGUCCUCGCGCGCAUGCUGGACGACCCGACGUUUUCGGUCCUCAACUCGCUCAUCUUCUUCAACCAGGUCGACAUAUUGCAGCAUCUCCAGAGCAGUCCGACCUUCUUAAAGGAGCUGUUUGGUUUUUUCACUGACCCCACCGAAAAGAUUACACGAAAGAAGCAAUCCGUCUUCUUCAUUCAGCAGUGCUGCUCGAUCAUCAAGAAUCUGCAGCCGUCGGCCCGCUCGUCGCUGUACGCCAACUUUCUCUCGCACGGCCUGCUCCACGUGAUCAACUUUGGCCUGCGGAACCCCGACGUCACUGUGCGUAUCGGCGCCACCGACAUCCUGGUGUCUAUGAUUGACCACGACCCGCACAUGGUGCGCCAGACCAUCUACCGCGAGAUGCACGAAGACCACGUGCAGCUGACGGACACUUUAGUGGACUUGCUGCACGUGGAGGUGGAUCUCGGCAUCAAGUCGCAAAUCUGCGACGCGCUCAAAGUGCUGCUGGAUCCCGUCUCGAUCCAGGUGACCGUCGAGAGCAACGUCAACGGCAACGGCAAGGAGCCGCAGCUCACACGGAGGCUCCAGGCUGACCCUCAACAGGAGGUCUUCCUCAGCCACUUUUACGAGCAAACUGCCGCGCGGCUAUUCAAGCCGCUGCUCGAGCUCGAGAACAGGACGGAACUGGUUUUCACUGUUCUCCGCGAGGGCGUCUAUAUCUACCUGUACGACAUUAUCAUCUUCUUUGUCCGUGCUCACCAUCACCGGUGCAAAUUCUUCAUGAUGCAGCACAACCUCGCCCACCGGUUUGUGCAGCUCUUGAGCUGCCCCGUGAAGCACCUGCAGCUCACGGCCCUCCGCUUCCUGCGCCAGCUGGUCGCGACGCGAGACGAAUUCUACACACGCCACAUUAUCGAGAAGCGCCUGAUUGAGAGCGUCUUUGACCUACUGGACCGCGUCCUGCCCCGCGACAACCUGGUGGGCUCCGCAUGCCUCGACUUUUUCGACUUUUUUGUCAAGGAGGACGUCGUCGACCUCACCAAGCACCUGGUGACAUCCUACAAAGACCGCAUCGAAAAGCUCAGCUACCUCACCACCUUUAACGAUCUUCUGACGGGACGCUACCCGCAGCUUAUACCGCAGCUCCCGCACCACCAGGUCUUGGCCAGCAACGGCCACCUCGCUAGCCAGGAGCAGUUGGGAACGGCGAGCGAAGAGGACGGUGACUUGACCGCUGCCGCCGCCUCCCCGUCGCGAGCCCCCGACGGUGCCCACUUGUCGUCCCUGGACUCCAUUGCCAUGGACCCAGAGGAAGAGGCGUACUGGAACGGUGAAGACGACGACGAGGAGCUGCACCACUCACUCGGCUCGCCCGACGAGGACCAGGUCAACGGCGACUCGUCAGUUCUUAAGCAGCUCGUGGACUACCCGUCGGACGAGGAGCUGGAUGAGAGCGGCGAGGGCAACAGCGACCCUAUGGAGCCCGAAGCGGCCGAUGCCGCCGAUGAAGGCGCUGAUGAAGCGCCUGCCAGCGAGAACAACAAAGAGCCGGUACCGGCCGCGCCGACAGACGGCGGCGAGGAAGAUGUUGCCGAUGCCGAUGCCAACGGCAACUCGGACUCGGAAAACAUCGAGCCGGCCGCCGUGAAGAGCGUGACCUCCUCGACAACAGCCCUUAGCGGUCCGCCGCCGGAGCGGGUGUCAGAAAAGCGCCGGCGCGAGGAGGACGAAGAGGACGAUCUCGCCAAGAUGAUGCUGCAGAACAAGCGCCGCAACAGCCGAUCCAACUCACUCAACGCCAACACGUCUGUCCUCAGCAAGAUGAGCACGGGUGUCAAUGGCAGCAGUGCCGAUACAAACGGCGACACAACCGCCACGGCCACACCAGCCAAGAAAAUCUCGAUCAACAUCUCAACGCCAGGCCUGCAAGCCUUAGCCGCCACGGAAGCUACCGGCCCUGGCUCGAACGACGACAUGGCAUGA